AUGGCAUCAUCUUCGAAUUCGCCAUGUGCAGCAUGCAAGUUCCUCCGACGAAAAUGCCAGCCGGAAUGUGUCUUUGCACCCUACUUCCCGCCGGACCAGCCGCAGAAAUUUGCCAAUGUUCAUAAGGUGUUCGGAGCCAGCAACGUCACCAAGCUUCUGAACGAGCUGCACCCUCACCAACGGGAAGAUGCCGUGAACACACUGGCUUAUGAAGCCGAUAUGCGACUCCGGGAUCCGGUUUAUGGGUGUGUCGGAGUUAUCUCUCUCCUCCAACACCAACUCCGGCAGCUUCAGAUGGAUCUAACCUCCGCCAAAUCCGAGCUAUCCAAGUACCAGAACCACCACUUGUGCCAUAUGAAUGACGCAUCUACUCAUGGAGUACUGAUUUCUCCGGCGGCUGCUGCCACCAACCACCACCACCACCAUCAUGACAUGGGGAUGAUCAACUUGAUUGGUGGUGGUGAUGAGGUGAUCAGUGAAGAGCGGCUGUACCAGCAGCAUGCAGAGUUCUUUCCCCACACGGCGGCGAUAAGGGGUUUUGAUGUGAAAUGUAGUUAUGACGGUGUUGGGCAACACAUGCAAUAUCAGCAACAUAGGGCUGCCGGAAGUGCUGGUAGUGAUGAUCGGAGAACACCCAUUGAUCCGUCUUGA
Cynara cardunculus var. scolymus (artichoke) is the source of this 651-nucleotide messenger RNA. Its product is annotated as protein ASYMMETRIC LEAVES 2-like. Bases 1 to 651 code for a protein of 216 amino acids. Lineage: Eukaryota; Viridiplantae; Streptophyta; Magnoliopsida; Asterales; Asteraceae. The transcript has a single exon. The record is from RefSeq and is a predicted model, not a curated record.